Messenger RNA from Scutellospora calospora, 1919 nucleotides. NCBI's taxonomy places the organism in Eukaryota, Fungi, Glomeromycota, Glomeromycetes, Diversisporales, Gigasporaceae. The record is from the annotation of a GenBank genome assembly.
CUGCAGUCCUCGCAAUUAUUUUCUCUUCAACUGUUUCAAGCUCGCCAAUCCUUAAGAGCCUGGAUAAAGGAGCGGAUGACUAUUUAAUAAAACCAUUUUCUGCACGAGAAUUAAUUACCCGUAUUCGCACUAAUAUUAAGCUCUCUAUUAUUCGGCGUGAAAUAUACUUUCAACGAUUUGAACAAGAAAGAACAAAACAAUUACUAUUUACGAUAUCGAACACGAUUCUUUCCGAAGUAGAUCUAAAUAAAAAGUUUCUAAAUGUUAUUAAAGAAAUCUAUAAUAGAUUACCAUGUGAUAGGAUAUUUAUUAUUUCAAAUGAACAGUCUGAAUCAAACAAUAAAAUAGUUGCUUUAUAUGAAGAUUUGGAAAAUAUAACUCCGAUAAUUAAUCCUUUCUUGGAAAUUAAUUAUAAAAAUAAAUCCCAAACAUUUACUAAAUCACAAGAAUAUUUAAAUAAUAACUCAGGAAUAAAUAUUUCCUUAGAUGAAUAUUGUGAUAAUGUUAAUAAAAAUGCAUCAAUAUUAUCUAUAGAAAUAAUAUUGAAUAAUGGCUCUUGGGGAUGGUUAAAAUUGCACAGAUCUCCGAAUUCAAUUUGGCUUGAUUCUGAAAUAGAGUUAUUACAACAGGUAUCGAAUCAAAUAAGUUUAGCUAUUACUUAUGCAGAAUUAAUAGAAGAGAAUGCCAAAAAGGAAAUUCAAAUAAAAGUUGCUGAAGCUGCAAAUGUUACUAAGAGUCAAAUAUUAGCAAAUACUUCUCAUGAAUUACGAACUCCACUAGGUGCAAUAGUGGGUAUUCUUUCUUCUUUUGAUACCAAUACCUUAUCAGCUGAUCAAAGGGACAUGAUUACUAUUAUGGCACGUGCAUCUGAUAUAGUGUUAUCCAUUGUAAAUGAUAUUCUUGAUGUAGCAAAGUUAGAAGCACACAAAGUCACUCUUAUAAAUAGAACAUUUGAUUUAUUAGAUUUGUUAGAUAGUAAAAUUGAUGAAUUUGGAAAAAAAGCCGGGAAUAAAAAUGUUGAGCUAAUUAUAAAUUACGAGACAGAUUCGUUGCCAAGAUAUGUUAAGAGUGAUCCAGAAAGAGUUAAAUUUACUGAUCAAGGUAAAAUUAUAUUAAGAAUUUCAAUGCAAUCACAAGCCAAUGAUAAAAACAAAGAGGAUCCAACUUACAAUCAAAUUGUUAAAAAAGAAAAUCUUUUAAUAGAAUUAUAUGAUACUGGUAUUGGCAUGGAUCCAAAAUAUAUACAACAUGCUUGGAAAAGCUUUUCGCAGGGUGACAUGUCAUUAACUAGGAGACAAGAUGGUACAGGGCUUGGUCUUUCGAUUUGUAAAAAUCUUGUAGAAAUUAACGGAGGAGAAAUUAAUGCAAAAAGUCAAUUGGGAAAAGGAAGUAAAUUUUGGUUUACAUGGAAUGUUGAAUCAUUAACAAUGACUCAUUCGUUAUUAGAGACUCAAUAUGAUGAGCAAAUAGGUCAUGCUACAAGAAAAAAGCGAAUGCUAAUAAUUCACCCAGUUGAAGAUGUGAGAAAUGCAAUGUUAAAAUAUCUCAAAAUGAUUGAAAAAGUUGAUGCAUUUGACACCUUUGACAAAGGUAUUACAGCAGCAAAAAGAUAUGAAGAAUUACAUAAUCGACCUGCUUAUAAUAUAACAUUUAUUGGCCUUUAUGAAAAUAAUAAAGAAGAAGUCUUGAAAGCAGCUUUAGAACUAAGAGGAUUAGGAAUAAAUAGUAAAAAUUUAGAAAUAAUAUUUAUAGUAUUUCCGAAUUAUGAAAUGAAUGAAUUGGCAAACAAAUUAAUCGAAAAAGUUGGGGGAACAACUUCAAUUCUUUAUACUCCUAUUACAUUAAAAAAAUUAGUUAAUCAAUUUAUGCAUUUAGAAAAAAACGACGAUAACAAUAAUUAUAAAAGUAUUUACACCUAA